AAGUUUACGUGAGGAUAACCACGAUCCAGAUCACGAACAUUUCUGUGUACAGAUAAAAACAAUCAACAACGAUGGCGUCUGAUUCAGAAAAGAAAGCUAGCGUGAGAGAAGACCAGUUGCUCGCUAUGCGAGGUAUUGUAGCAGGCAGCGUGUUUUUGUUGCUGGUUGCUCUUGUAGCAGUCUACGGUCCUAUACCAAGACCUCAUCUGCCAAGUUUGGAAGACAAACUAGUUUUCACGCUUCAGUGGCAAGCUGUUUCUGCCUUUGCUCUUAUUGCAGGUAAGGAUGUUGGACUUUUUAAAUUGGUAACUUAGCUAUUGCAGAUAUCUGAUGACUACGUUUUCAGUUCAUUUGUAAGUGUACGUUUCUUUCUUUUUUUGUUGUUGUUUGUUUUUGUGUUGUGUUGUGUUUUGUUUUGUUUUAUUAAUUAACGUGAGUGCGUGCAUGUACAGGUACAAAUGUAUACCUGUAUGAUAAGCGUCCUCAACAUCAUUUCUUCGCGUCCAUACGACUGGACAAUUUGCAAUGUCCUUAGUCCUUAUCACCAUUUCCCCUUUGUUCAUCGUAUAAUUAUGUUUCGAACCUAUUUUAUUCGGGUGAAACUCAGUUGUCGCCCAGACUCAGAGAUUGCGUGACACAUGGUAUGAACCAACAACUCCAUGAGUUUGUUUUUUUCGAUAUUAAUUUCUUGUUGAAGAGUUCAAUUUCGAAGUCAUUUCCAAAAUUUCUUCUUUAAUGGUCUUUAUGAUGAUAUGCUGUAGCUCAUUUGCAAUGCAUUGGACAAGUUAAAAGCUUGUUUAGUCCAGUGCAAAUGUAACAUCGUGGUUUAUUUGAAUCUAACUGCAGGUUUGGUGUGGGUAGAAGCAACCCGAGCACUUACAACAGCAAUUAAUCCUCUGGACAAAGAAGCAGAGAAACAGAAUCUCAGUGGGGUAGCUCCCCGUUACGCAUCCAACACACUAGAGCAGUAUCUACUGAGUUCUGGAGCAUCACUCAUUCUGUCAUCUCAUCUGUCAUCUGAAAACAUGCAUGCUAUUCCAGUGCUGGUGAUUCUCUUCAUGUUUGGUCGCCUCACGUUCGCUCUUGGGUACAAGUACUACCAUGCUCAUCGGGCAUUUGGGCAUAUGAUCACAGCCUUCCCGACUGUUUGCGUUUACGCGUAUUGUGUCUACCGCCUGGUCAUGAACAACUUUGGUUACAAUAGAAACAGGCAGAUUUGAUUUCAUCCAAAGUGUCCAUUUGAAUGUUCAAGUGUAGCAGUUCAAAGUUUAUACUAUCCCAAUCAGUCUGCUGAGAGGCUCCUUGGUAACAGGAUGGAUUGUAAUUCAUUGUAAAAUUUGGAGAAGAUAAAGUCACAUAAACAUGCAAAGAAGAAAGCUGAACUGUUAAAAUUACUACUUGGCAUUUCAUUUUUAUGAUGAAGGCUGAAAAACACCUGUUUCCUACAGACUCAUAACUGUAGGGAAUUAAAAUUGUUACAUGCAUGAACGAUCUAAGUGCAAUGUAUAUGUAUAAUUAUUCAUGAUUGACCAAGCAUUAAGUUGGCUGCCCUAU
Messenger RNA from Porites evermanni, 1554 nucleotides. NCBI's taxonomy places the organism in Eukaryota, Metazoa, Cnidaria, Anthozoa, Scleractinia, Poritidae. The record is from the annotation of a GenBank genome assembly.